Phyllopteryx taeniolatus (common seadragon) is the source of this 7886-nucleotide messenger RNA. RefSeq names its product nuclear receptor ROR-beta-like. Gene Ontology annotation, biological process: neural crest cell migration; axon guidance; positive regulation of cell migration. The coding region runs from base 719 to 3877 and encodes 1052 amino acids. NCBI's taxonomy places the organism in Eukaryota, Metazoa, Chordata, Actinopteri, Syngnathiformes, Syngnathidae. Gene Ontology annotation, cellular component: nucleus. The record is from RefSeq and is a predicted model, not a curated record. The transcript has 27 exons. Gene Ontology annotation, molecular function: semaphorin receptor binding; nuclear receptor activity; zinc ion binding.
CCCCCUCGCCCCCCCCUCGCCCCCCUCGCCCCCGCUUCGAACAAGCCCAGCUGGAGCUCAUUUGAAUGAGCCGACGAGGGGCGGCCGGCCGCGUUCACUCACUCGGCGCAGAGAGAAAGACGGAGAGUGUGUGCGACUCAACUGCAAGCGAGCCUCGGACAGCAUCGAGAACCGAACGAGCGGAUACAAUUUGGUUGCAGCUGCCCCCCUCCGGACACUUGAGUCGGGGUAGACCCUCCGUCCUCCCAAGGCGCGCGCGUGUAGCCGGCCAUGUGUCACCGCGUUACAUAGACUCUUUUGUGCGUUGGGCUUUGGACCGGGGGACAGGUGGCGGUGAAGUCUGGGAAAGAGGAGGGGGGACCAACCACGGACACGCUCACAGCCCUCCGCCCCCCCCGCCCCCCCCGCGGUGGAUGUCAGGCCGGCGUGCGGGCUCCACGCUGGGCAUAGACAGGUGCGACGGGGAGGAGGAGUUUGGAGGCGAACUCCCUUGGCGAUCGCAGGGAUUUUGUUUGGAACAACGCGGAAAACCUCCUCACAGCAACUCCCAACAUUUGCCUCCACUUCAGAUGAGUCGAGCGGCGUUGUAUCUGAAGAUGGCUCCUUCGUGACAGCCCCAGGACCUGAACUCUGAGCCCAUCCGUCCUGCUGUGUCCUUUCCGUGGACGUGCCCCCCCCCCCCCCCCCCCCACCUCAUCGGCGCCGCGAUUCUGUUGCCAUGGCGACGGCGGCCCCUCCCUCUCUCUUCAUGCUCUGCUGGCUGCUCCGAACAGCCUGCUCGGCGUUCCCCGAGGAACCCGGCCCUUUAAACUUCAUCCCGACUGAAGUGUCAAGACGCUAUCCGGUGUUUCUGGGCCGGCCGCAUCACACGUGGCAGAGACGAGAUCCUUUACAUAUCCAGAGGGUCAUCCAAGUCAACCGAACACUCUACAUCGGAGCCAGGGAUGACCUUUUCCGCGUGGAACUGGACAUCGCCGCCGCGGACGAGAUGUUCUACAGCAAGAAAAGAACAUGGGAGUCCAACAAGAACGACAUCAGGAUCUGCAGGAUGAAGGGCAAACACGAGGAUGAAUGCCGGAAUUUCAUGAAGGUGCUCCUCAGUAGGAGCGGCGGCGGCCUGUUUGUGUGUGGCACCAACGCCUUCAACCCGCUCUGUGCCAACUAUACCGGGGACACUCUGGAAAUGGCCAGUGACCCCGUCAGCGGAAUGGCCAGAUGCCCUUACGACCCCAAACACGCCAACGUCGCUCUGUUUGCAGAGGGAAAUCUGUUUACGGCCACCGUGACGGACUUUCUGGCCAUCGACGCGGUCAUCUACCGGAGCCUCGGCGACAGUCCGGCCCUUCGCACCAUCAAGCACGACUCCAAGUGGUUCCGAGAGCCUUUUUUUGUCAGCGCUGUGGAGUGGGGCCCUCACAUCUACUUCUUCUUUCGAGAGAUAGCCAUGGAGUUCAAUUACCUGGAAAAGGUUGUGGUGCCCCGUGUGGCGAGGGUGUGUAAACGCGACCAGGGCGGAUCUCAGCGCGUCCUGGAGAAGCAGUGGACGUCCUUCUUGAAGGCCCGCCUCAACUGCUCCGUCCCCGGCGAUUCCCACUUCUACUUCAACAUGCUGCACUCCACCAGCCCCGUCAUCAACAUGCACGGCCGCGACAUCAUCCUGGGCGUCUUCUCCACGCCGGCCAACAGCAUCCCCGGCUCGGCGGUGUGCGCCUUCGACAUGGAGCAGUUGGCCGCGGUGUUCGACGGUCGCUUCAAAGAGCAGAAGUCGUCCGAGUCCAUUUGGACGCCGGUUCCUGAUGAAGUCAUCCCCAAGCCGAGACCCGGAGGCUGCGCCGUUCAGGGUUCAAGGUUCAAUUCCUCCAACGCUUUCCCCGAUGAGAUGCUGAACUUUGUCAAGACUCAUCCGCUGAUGGACGAGGCCGUCCCGUCGCUCGGACAAAGGCCGUGGAUAGUUAAAACCAUGGUCAGAGGUGCAACACUGGAUGUAGGAUUCAAAACAAGGUACCAGCUGAAUAAGAUCGUGGUGGACUCGGAGGCCGGUCCGCACAGGAACCGCACCGUUCUGUUCCUGGGCUCCAGUCGCGGGACCAUCCUCAAGUUCCUCGUCAUGCCCGACCAGGACAACACGGUCACCAGCAGCAACGUCUUCCUGGAGGAGCUGGAGGGCUUCAACCCGGAAAAGUGCGCUGGCGACUCUCCGCAGGCCAGGCAGCUGUUGUCGCUGACUCUGGAUGGCGCGAGUCACACUCUCAUCCUGGCCUUCCCGUCCUGCGUGGUGCGAGUGCCCGUGGCACGCUGCCACCUUUACUUGCGCUGCAUCAAAAACUGCAUUGCCUCCAGGGACCCGUACUGCGGCUGGACCAGAGGAAGCACCUGCUCUUUCCUGCGCCCUGGAACCAGGUUGCCAUUUGAACAAGACGUGGCGCAGGGAAACGUGGCUCACUUGGGCGACUGCGACGCUCAAAUAGAAGUGAUACCCUGCAAAAUCUGCGGGGACAAAUCGUCAGGGAUCCACUACGGUGUCAUCACCUGUGAAGGCUGCAAGGGUUUCUUCCGACGCAGCCAGCAGAACAAUGCCAUGUACUCCUGCUCCCGACAGAGAAACUGCCUGAUCGAUCGGACCAAUCGCAACCGCUGCCAGCACUGCCGGCUGCAAAAGUGUCUCGCUCUGGGCAUGAGCCGUGACGCGGUGAAGUUUGGCCGCAUGUCCAAGAAGCAGCGCGACAGCCUGUAUGCGGAGGUCCAGAAGCACCAGCAGUCCCAGGAAUGCGCCAACGCGGCAGCCCGGGAAAAGAACGGCGACAUGGCCGACCACGGCCGUACCUACAGACGAGUGUCCAGCGCCGCACUCGGCGAUCUGGACGACUUUACCACGCUGCCCGACGGCCUGCUCUUCGACCUGCCGCUGACCCCCGAGGACGGGGGCGGCGAGUACGGAAACCUGGACAUGCUCGCCGGCAGCACGGGCAGCAGCUCGUCCUCUCAAAGUUCCCCGGAACAGACCAACUUGGACUUUGCGGAGGGCAACCACGGCAUCAAGCACGAAUACCAGUUGUUGCACGACUCUGGGCUCUUCUCGCACGCCAUCCUCAACCCGCUGCCCGAAGGGUGCUCCCUGCUUGAGCUCGAGCACGUCACUCAAUGUGUGGUGAAGUCCCAUAUCGAAACGAGCCAGUACACUGCAGAGGAGCUGAAGAGAAUGGCGUGGUCCACAUAUAGCACGGAAGAGACCCGAAUGUAUCAGACGAAGUCAGCUGAGGUGAUGUGGCAACAAUGUGCCAUCCACAUCACCAACGCCAUCCAGUACGUGGUGGAGUUUGCUAAGCGCAUCUCUGGCUUCAUGGACCUGUGUCAGAAUGACCAGAUUAUCCUCCUCAAAGCAGGCUGCAUGGACGUCCUUCUGAUCCGAAUGUGUCGAGCCUAUAAUCCCAUCAAUAACACAUUCCUCUUUGAUGGAAGGUUCGCCCCCGCUCACUUCUUUAAAGCACUUGGCUGCGAUGACCUCGUGACGGCCGUGUUCGACUUGGCCAAAAGCCUGAGUCGUAUCCAGAUGUCCGAGGAGGAGAUGGCCCUCUUCGCCGCCGCUGUGCUGCUUUCACCAGACCGACCCUGGCUGACAGAUGUGCAACAGAUUCAGAAACUUCAGGAGAAGGUCUAUGUAGCCCUUCAGCGCUGCUUACAAAAAGGCGGCGCAUCAGAAGAGAAACUUGCCAAGAUGGUGUCCAAACUCCCCAUCAUGAAGUCCAUUUGCAAGCUCCACAUCGACAAACUGGAGUUUUUCCGUCUGGUCCACCCCGAAACGGCGUACACUUUCCCCCCGCUGUACCGCGAGGUGUUUGGCAGUGAAAUCACUUUCCCAGACUCCACAGAGGGCUAAGCGGCGUCGCAAAUCCCACCGCGAUUCCGCAACAGAGACUUGUGUGAGGGAGCGAGCGAGACUAAACGAUGUGGCACCAAGCUGAGGCGAAAGGCAAAGCGGCCGCUCAAUGACAAUCCCGCACGCUACACUUUAGGACGCACUCCUCUCACCUCGGAAACUCCCGACCGACCGACCGACCCACGCUGCCCCUCCUCGCAGCGCGCCGAAGGCUGCUCGUCGGUACCGCUCUUUUGAAGAGAGCUCAGAGAAAGGAUUAAAGAGUGGCCUCGACAAUUUGUAUUCUCCAAAUUAUUUUUCUAAGUCCUUAAGGCAGACGCCGUUUCUACUACAGUUCUCACAGCUACGGUUGAAUGUAACCCCGCCCUGUGCCCCCCUUAAAGCGUGCAGCACAGCCUCAAGGCCUCAUCCCGAAUGUACAGUACAGACUUGAAAUCCUCACUUACCUUGCACAGAUUUGUUUUCAAUUUAUGAUUCUUUUUUUUUUUUUUAAUCCGUUUCAGUCGUCAUUCUGGUGACCGUUAACCACUUUUCGCACAGCAUCGGUUAUCGCCUUGUCGCAGGCUUUUUGCCGUGCGAACAAAGCGUUCGAAGGGACCAUGAUCAAACUCACAUCCGUCUUUUUUCCUCUUAGGAGCGUUUAUGCAGGUAUUUAUUCUUUUUCUUUUUUUUUAUUUUACAAGCACACCCUCAAACACUGAUGUAAAUGGGCUCUUUUUGAUGCAAUCUUUACCUCAGUCCCGUGUGCCCUUUCCCUUUUGCAUAUGCCACUUAGAGAAGAAUCACAAAAAGAGAUUGUGAACAUAUUUUCAGCACUUAUAUAGCCGUUAGUAGGAGACAAAUGCGCACACAUACUGCCUGGCCGUACGUUGGCGUUCCGGGACGAAAGGAUUGUUGUAGCUGUUGAGACAAUACAGUGGUUCAUUACAAUUUAUGAGUGAGUCCGUGUUGGGCUUCGAAACAACUACUUUUUUGGGGGGGUGGAAGCCCUUUGUGACCCGUAUCUGUGGAGUCACGCCCCUGCGUAUUGUAGAUGACCUGUGUGAACUAGGGUUGCAAACUUGGAAAGUUUAAAAAUAAACAGGAACAAUUCGCAAAAUUGAAGUCGGGUCCUGAUUCAGGAACUUAAAUAUAGUUUCUAUUUUCGCAUAAUCCUGACGAAAACAACAGAUUUCAUGCGAGGACAGUGGUACUUUGACUCAAGAGUUUUGACAGUUACUAGCAGUCACUUGGUCGUUUAUUGUUUUGUUUUUACUGUGUGUUGUGAGCCAAAAUUGGAGUAACCGACAAUUCCCAAUUAAUUCCCUUGGAAAGUUUCCGAUUUGGGAUAUUUCCAAAAGUCGCCGGCAAUUUUCCACCUCUUUGCAACCCUAGUAUGAACAAGGUUCCGUUGCAUCUCGUUAACCCCGACAGUUGAAGCAAUGACCGGAGCAGUACUCGCCAUUAUGGGCUACAUGGCCGCAGCGUGUUUUGAGUGGAGGGGGUGGAGGCAAAAGAUAAAGCGCGAACAGAUGGGCCGUCGAUUUAUUUAAGCUCCUUAGAGCGGAUUUAUUAUCCGCACCGACUCUCACUGCAGUGGAGCCUUCCUCCAGUGUCGAACGCAAUCCGUUCUGCGAUGCUGGCUGACUUCCAUUCUCAAUUGAUUUCGUUCGCCCCCGUGACAUAUAAGCUGAAUUCAUUUGUUUGUAAACAAAUUACAAAAAGUGUGACGAGGUGGGGGUAGAUUCCACACGCACAAAAUGAAUUUAUGAAUAGGUGGAGGUUCACUCUGUGUGUAUUGACUAUAUGACAUCUCGUGCGAUUUACGCUAAAUUUUGUUUGCAUUUUGAGGAAACAUUUUGGUUGAACUCGAAUUUGGCCUCGACGUCCCAACCCGCUCGUCCCGCUUACCUGCUUAGCCUUUACUACCUCAUCCUCUCUCAAACAUUGAUACUGAAAAGCGUCUGCACGAUGUACAGUACUCACCAAAAAGUUAGGGAUAUUGGGCUUUUGGGUACAAUUUCAGGAUCAACUGAAAAUGCACUUGAAUCUUUACAAGUAAUCUUUACUUUUGAACGUCCACUUGUUCAACGCAGUUGUGCACUGCUUGCACAACUUACUGUUCUUUAACAAGGAGCUGAACGGCAAAGUCGAAUGUUACUGCAAACUCGUGAGGAAAGAGUGCAUCAAAGACAGAAAAGGUCCAAAGUUUGGGAUGAUUUCACACUUCAAAAUAAGAUGAAGUGCAAAGGUUGUAAAGCAGAACUAACUAAUGGACCGCAACAGCACGAUCGCCAACACAAACUAUUACGACGCAAGACUGGCUAACCUGAGCUAACGACGGCCUGAACAGUACACUUGUUCGCUGACGCGCACGUCACUCACCAGGCCAGGCCCCGACUUUUAAAGCCACACACAUUCACAGUCACAGAUGCUACAGUGUAGAACAUGAUGGUGACCCCAUGUGGACAAAAAUAAUACUUGCACCUCACAUGCAUAUUUUGUAUUCGUAUUGUUUAAUCAUGCAAAAAUCAAUUAUUUUCCAAUUCAUCCUUUUGGAUAAUCGCUAUGAUUCAAACGCCAGUUUGUGAAUUUUGCUGUUCAGCUCCUGUUAGAGAACAGAAACUUGGGCAAACAAGUACUAAAACGUUGAACAGUUGGACAUUUACAAGUUUAGACAAGGUCAAACUAGUUCACCUAUUAAUGUUAUGUUGCAUUUAGUUUUCUUCUUCAAAUGUAACCCCAAAGCCCAAUAUCCUACAUUGUUUUGCAAGUCGCGUGGAGGUGAAAUCUGAGGACAAGUCACAACUCCGCUCGUUUGAAAUCACAAUUGUUUUUGGAAAAGGCAAAACCACAAACUGCUGCCAGUAUUCCACAGUAGCUUGUGCUAGCUUUGCUGUGUUCUUUGUAGCAUAUUGAGACAAUCAUAUACAUCGGAUUUGAAAUAUUUCAGUCAGAUUUGCGUGGCACUGCUGGGACAGUGCUGUUGGCCGUACAGCGAAUGAUCUCAAGUAGCGUUAAAAAAAAAAACCCAACAACAACAACAAAAAACAAGAUGCCGCCCUAGCCGGUACUUGGCGGCACAGUGGGAUUGUGCAAUUGGGCCUUUGUUGCCAUGCAUUUAACUUUUUAAAGUAGCAUCAUUUUGAAUUAUUAUUAUUUUUUUAUUUUAAAAUGUUCUAAUAUGAUUCUAAUAUGACAAAUUCACAGCUGACACCUGCGCAGGGUUGGCCGGAUUGUAACAAGGUGCAAUACUUUGUCGUAGAAUGUUUAAUCACGCUGAUUCUUCUUCUUCUUUUUUUCUCCAAUCGUUGCAAUCCUGCCCAACCCAAUUUUAGUGGGACAAAAAGUUCCCGGUUGAAGUUCCUCAGGGUGAUAGCUCGGCUCUCUGUCCUGUCCUGCGGUGUCUACAAAGCACCACGCACCGACAAACUGUUGACGACCUUUGAACCUUGAUCACUGUGUACAGUAAAUGUUCUUGUGAAUGUUAAAUUACAGAAAGUAUCAAAGAUUUUAACCCUUUUGAUCGUUGUUAUUGCGAGAUACGUUGAGUUGACGUUAUAGAUGAAAUAGGAUAUUGAUACAAGUAAAAAAUAAAGAAAAAAGUAAAAUGCAUAUAAAAUAUUAAUUAUAAUCUCUGAUCCUUGUCUUGGUUUUGAUGUGAUCUUCAAUUUUUUCCUGAUAUGUAUCAUAUUUUCCUCAUCAGUUUGUCCUUUUCGUCUUUUGGAGAGAUGUAAUUCUAUUUUUUCUUAAAGAGCAUUUUUAAAUGUCUCCCAGCAAGUUUUUUUUUUUUUUUUUUUUUUUGUCAUGAUCUGUCUGUUUAUGAUAUUGUCACUCUAUUUUAAGAUUGUUAUUAUUAUUAUUAUUGAAUCAUGAUAGAUUUAAAUGAAAACUAAUUUAUGUCAUGUCAUGAAUAUACAAGCCAGAGCGGUUAUUAACACGAGAAAGUGUUGUUGCACAAUGGUGAUAUACUUUGUGGAUUUAAGAAUGUAAUGAAAUUCUUUUUACAAUUAAAAACACGUGGCAGUGA